UGGCCUCUAGAUUACGCUAAAAUAAAUUUAAAUUUCCAUCUCUCUUCUCUACCAUUCAGGGACAGCCGAACCUCUUAGAUUCGAUUCGGCAUCCCGACCCGGAACUUCGUCAUCUCUGUAAUUCUCCGAGCUACUUAUAUACGCUUUCGAUUAUCCAUGAGGAAUUUGAAGUUUUAAUGCUAGUGAAUGCUUUAUCAGUGGAUAGAGCAAUAUGUCAAAAUCUUGCAAGGGCCUGGCUAUGGAACUAGUCAAGUGUCUGAGCGAAUCGGAUUGUAUUAAGGUUGAGAAGAGAUCUUACAGGGAAUGUGCUGGAGAGAAGAGCCCAUCCAUAUCAAGCGAGUGUGUGGGACUAAGGGAAACUUAUUUCAAUUGCAAGAGAGGCCAGCAAAACCAGGUCUGUAAUGCGAAACUGCUUGAGAGUGAUACUGCCUUGGAAAUCUUCCAUGCAAUGGAAUUCUGCUUCAGCAGGGCAACCCCAAGUCUCUGAUUUUACCUAUCAAACUCAUAUAGCUAAAGUGAAUGGGGUUUCUUUUAUUGAUGAUUUACUUGCUGUCUAAACUUAGGGAGAUGUUGUUUAGGCAUAUAAAUUCACUGGAGUGGCGAAGGUAAUUUUUUGUGUCAAAUGUGGCUGGAAAGUCAAGUUGUGUUCCGUUGGUUGCUGGAAAUGAAAGAAGAAAUGAUGAACCUAAGGUGGAGGGCUAGUCAAGGGCUUAGGCAAUAUGGUUGCUCCAUUUAGGAUAUGAACCUCCUACAUGACAAUAACGUGUUCUGUAAAAUUUGUAAAAAAAUAUAAAGUAAAUGGACUAAAACAAAAUAGAGGAAGAACAAGAGUGCUGAAAUGUUAUCUUCACAUAACACAGUUACUUCAUCUCAGGGGUGUCACUCAAACAAUAAUGAUCGCCUAAGUUAUCAAAUAAAUUGAUGUCAUAUGCCUUGCCAUUAUUGGACAAA
Molecule: messenger RNA, 951 nt
Organism: Mangifera indica (mango)
Lineage: Eukaryota; Viridiplantae; Streptophyta; Magnoliopsida; Sapindales; Anacardiaceae
Product: mitochondrial protein pet191 homolog
Exons: 4
Coding region: 212-487 (91 amino acids)
Biological process (GO): mitochondrial respiratory chain complex IV assembly
Cellular component (GO): mitochondrion
Source: RefSeq, a predicted model, not a curated record